AUGGCUUCUUCUCUUAGGGCUGAAGACAGGUUGGAAGGUUCUACGAAUUACACCUCUUGGAAGGUUCGUAUGAUGAUGGCAUUAAAUGAUCUUGCUGAGUAUGUCAGCAAGGAUGCUAAAGAACCUACCGAUGAAAAGGAAAAGGAAGAAUGGCAGAAGAAGGACUUUCAAGCUCGAAGGUUGAUCAUUGAUUCCGUCAAAGAUCAUAUUGUGUCAUCUAUCUCCAAGAUGAAGUCCGCUAGAGAGAUGUUCAGCACAUUGGAGAAGAUGUACGAAGUCAACAACACUAGCCGCAUUCUUGCCUUGAGGAAUCAGCUCACUCACAUCAGAUUGGAGAAAGGGGAAUCCAUCACCUCCUACUUCAUGAGGAUGACUGAUCUAAAGGAUCAACUCUCAGCAGUUGAGAAAGAAGUUGAAGAUAACGAUCUUACCUUGACUACCCUAAAUGGUCUUCCUCCAGCUUGGGAACCAUUCAUUCAAGGAAUCAGUGUUAGGAUCGAGCUUCCCAAGUUUGAACGAUUGAGGGCAGAUUGCAUCCAAGAAGAAUCUCGGCUGGCUGCCAAGGGAGCAAUUAGAAGCUCUCAUGGAGGAGAUCAUCACAUGCUUGCAGCCCAAUCAAUCAAGAAGAAAGGUGGGAAUUGGAAGAAAGGCAACAUCAAAAGGAAUAGAGAUUUCAGACCUUCUACAAGUCAUGAUUCAAGGAAGAAGCCAAGAGAUCUCUCACGUAUUCGGAUGUGA
Molecule: messenger RNA, 738 nt
Organism: Cryptomeria japonica (Japanese cedar)
Lineage: Eukaryota; Viridiplantae; Streptophyta; Pinopsida; Cupressales; Cupressaceae
Exons: 1
Coding region: 1-738 (245 amino acids)
Source: RefSeq, a predicted model, not a curated record